Molecule: messenger RNA, 1847 nt
Organism: Neoarius graeffei (lesser salmon catfish)
Lineage: Eukaryota; Metazoa; Chordata; Actinopteri; Siluriformes; Ariidae
Gene: napaa
Product: N-ethylmaleimide-sensitive factor attachment protein, alpha a
Exons: 11
Coding region: 283-1170 (295 amino acids)
Biological process (GO): regulation of synaptic vesicle priming; synaptic transmission, glutamatergic; SNARE complex disassembly
Cellular component (GO): synaptobrevin 2-SNAP-25-syntaxin-1a complex; vacuolar membrane; terminal bouton
Molecular function (GO): soluble NSF attachment protein activity; syntaxin binding
Source: RefSeq, a predicted model, not a curated record
ACGUGUAUUCAAACACGUGUGCGUCCUCGAUAUACACGUCAUACAGCACCUCAUAGAGUAUUAGACGUUACAUACAUUAACAAUAUAGACUAUUACUUAUAUACAAGAUCAAGAGUCAUGUUUAUGUAUCGCUGAAAUUAAAGGCUCGGUUUUUUGCGACGCUCCCUGAGAUUUCUGGGUCAGAUAGAAUUUACUUCCGGUGUCUGAAUGAUGUGUGCAUAACAAGAGAGCCUGCACAACUUUCUCAGAGAUACUGAAGACGGCAGGACAGAGUGAUAUAAAAUGGAUUAUUCUGGAAAAGAAAAAGAAGCAAUGGAUCUGGUUGCUGAAGCUGACAAGAAAAUGAAAAUGUCUGCGUCGUUCUUUGGCACGUUUUUCGGGAGCUCUUCCAAGGCAGAGGAAGCCUGUGACAUGUACGCGAGAGCUGCGAAUAUGUUCAAGAUGGCCAAGAACUGGCGUGCUGCAGGCGAUGCGUUCUACCAAGCUGCAAAAGUGCACCUGAAAACAAAAAACAAGCACAACGCUGCCGUCAGCUUUAUCGAUGCUGGCAACGCGUACAAAAAAGUAGACCCAGAAGAGGCCAUCAAGUGUCUGACUCGGGCCAUCGAUAUCUACACAGAUAUGGGACGUUUUACCAUUGCAGCGAAACACCACAUCACUGUAGCUGAAGUCUACGAGUCUGAUUUACUGGACAUUGAUAAGGCAGUUGCGCAUUAUGAGCAGGCCGGGGACUACUACAAAGGAGAAGAGUCUAAAAGUUCUGCCAACAAGUGCCUCCUUAAAGUGGCUACAUAUGCCGCCCAGUUUGAACAAUACCAGAAAGCUAUACAGAUUUUUGAAGAGAUUGGGACCUACUCCAUGGACAACACCCUGCUGAAGUACGGGGCUAAGGAUCACUUCUUCAAGGCAGCACUGUGUCACUUCUGCGUUGAUAUGCUGAAUGCCAAGCUGGCUGUGCAAAGAUAUGAGGAGAUGUUUCCUGCCUUCUCAGACAGCAGGGAGUGCAAACUCUUGAAGAAACUUCUUCAAGCACAUGAGGAGCAAGAUGUUGAUGCGUAUGCAAACGCUGUGAAGGAGUUUGACUCGAUCACACGGCUGGAUCAGUGGUACACCACCAUGUUACUGAGAAUCAAGAAGACGGUUCAGGAGGACGAGAGCGAUCUCCGCUAACACUACAGCUACCCAUCAGUAAUUUUUGACUCUAUCAGCUGAACGUUAGAAUGGGUCACUUCCACACUACUCUCACAUUGAUGAGCUGUUCCUGAUCCCAUGAACAGCACUGAGUAAUAUUUAUUUAACUGCUGAACAUUUUUCUGGGUGUGUAAUGUUGAUUUCUGUAUAGCGUUUAAGAUUCAUGAGUUGCUUUUCGAUCCCAUAUGAUUUUUUUUUUUCCCCCAAACUAUUAAAUGAAAACAUAAGACACUGUAACGUAAUUUCUUUUCUGCCAAGAAGUAAAAGCCCUGCAGUAUUCCUGUUAGUUGCUGUUAUUUUUAUAUCGCUUUGAUCACGAGUUAAUUCUGGUUAGAGGUACGUUAGAGCGUGUAACAAGUCACCGAAUUCAUGAUUCGAUUUUCCCACAAUGUUUUGGGGGGGAAAAAUGAAAAGUUUUAUUGCCAAAUAAAUGCAACAUUUUGUUUUCAUAUACUUUUAUCACCUUCAAUAUUCCUCUUGUUAAAUUUAAUAAAUAAAUAAAAACAAUUUUGUUUCAUUUUCUUAAUAAUCAACUUUACCCACAUUUGUAAAGGUUGGAGCCAUUGGGCCCACAUUUGUAAAGGUUGUAAAUGUAAUAGCCAUUUUGCUAAAAUAUUCCUUUGAUUUAAAAAUAAAAAUUUCAAGUUAUUAACAAA